This is a messenger RNA of Rattus rattus (black rat), 860 nucleotides long. RefSeq names its product eukaryotic translation initiation factor 2D-like. Gene Ontology annotation, molecular function: translation initiation factor activity. The transcript has a single exon. Gene Ontology annotation, biological process: formation of translation preinitiation complex; translational initiation. NCBI's taxonomy places the organism in Eukaryota, Metazoa, Chordata, Mammalia, Rodentia, Muridae. The record is from RefSeq and is a predicted model, not a curated record. The coding region runs from base 1 to 759 and encodes 252 amino acids.
AUGACAGGUGCAAAGACAGUGCACCUGCCAGGUCUUUGUCUUCGAGGGGCUGGAAGCUGCAGCCAGGGGCUUGCUCAAGAAUUUGCAGGUCAGGCUUUCCAGACUGUCCAGGAAGGUAGCAGGGAAAAGCCCUAUCUCCCUCCAGAUAUAAAAUCCCUCUACUGUGUCCCCGCCAACAUGACCCAGCUCUUCCUGGAGUCUGGCCACAAGAAGAGGAGCACCCUUGAGGGCAGUGAGGUCCGAAGGAUCAUCACUGACUAUGCCAAGAGAAACAACCUGGUGGAUGCAGACAACAGGAAUCUGGUGAAGUUGGAUCCCAUCUUAUGUGACUGUAUCUUAGAGAAAAAUGAGCAGCACGUGGACAUGAAGCUUCCAUGGGACUCUCUCCUGACCAGGUGUUUGAAAAAUCUGCAGCCUGCCUACCAAGUGACAUUUCCUGGCCAGGAACCCAUUAUAAAGAAAGGGAAACUCUGUCCAAUUGAUAUCACCCUUGUACUGAAGACUUAUAAGAAAAAGGUGACUGUGGUCCGGAACUCGGAGACCUAUGGUCUAGAUCCAUGCUCAGUGGCCACCAUUCUCCAGCAGCGAUGUCAGGCCAGCACCAUCGUCUCUCCUGCCCCUGGGGCCAAAGACAGUCUGCAGGUGCAGGUCCAGGGAAACCAGAUCCACCACCUCCACCAGCUAUUGCUUGAAGAGUAUCGGCUCCCUGGAAAAUACAUCCAAGGCCUAGAAAAGGCCCCCAAACCUGGCAAGAAGUGAUGGACUCAUUUUAUGCAGUGGAUCCCAUGGAAACCCAGGUUCUGAGCUGGUAACUGAUGUGAGCAUUUUCAACUUUUGCAAAUAAAAACUGUAAUUCUUUA